GUGGGAGGCCGAGGAGCAGACCUGAGGCAGGAGACAGGGCCAUUUGAAAGAAAAUUGGGAGCAGCCAGGUUGCAAUGUGGGGAUACCCUUGAUUAGGUCUCUGGGACCUCCGAGGAAUGCCACUCCAAGGAGCCGCGCGGACUCCAGGCACCUGCAGGUGGCGCUGGACGGGGCACUGACAUGGAGGCGGGGUCUGCAGCCAGAGAGCAGGCUUUGGACUCCCAGGGCUUGGACGCCGCGUGGGGCUGGCACUUCUCCGCAGCAGUUGCGCCGCAACUUACCGUCCGGACGGUUGCGCCUAGAAGCGGGUGGCUGAAGCAAUUCUAUUUUACAGAAUUAAUGGAGAACAGACAAGACAUUACAAACCAAGAACCUUGGACAAUGAAACCUAGGAGAAAUCUAGAAGAAGAUGAUUAUUUGAAUAAGGACUCAGGCGAGACCAGCAUGCUAAAAAGACCUGUGCCUUUGCACAUGCACCAAACAACCCAUUUUGAUGAAUUUGAUUGCCCCGCGGAGCUUCAACACAAACAGGAUCUCUUUCCAAAGUGGCGCUUGCCAAUUAAAAUUGCUGCUAUUGUAUCAUCUCUGACUUUUCUUUACACUCUUCUGAGGGAAAUAAUUCAUCCUUUUGUAACUUCUCAUCAACAUUAUUUUUAUAAAAUUCCAAUCCUGGUCAUCAACAAAGUCUUGCCAAUGGUUUCCAUCACCCUCUUGGCACUGGUUUAUUUGCCAGGUGUGAUAGCAGCAGUUGUACAGCUUCAUAAUGGAACCAAAUAUAAGAAAUUUCCACAUUGGUUGGAUAGAUGGAUGUUAACAAGAAAACAGUUUGGGCUUCUCAGUUUCUUUUUUGCUGUACUGCAUGCGAUCUAUAGUUUAUCCUAUCCAAUGAGGCGAUCCUACAGAUACAAGUUGCUAAACUGGGCAUAUCAACAGGUCCAACAAAAUAAAGAAGAUGCCUGGAUUGAGCAUGAUGUUUGGAGAAUGGAAAUUUAUGUGUCUCUGGGAAUUGUGGCACUCGCAAUACUGGCUCUUUUAGCUGUGACAUCUAUUCCAUCUGUGAGCGACUCUCUGACAUGGAGAGAAUUUCACUAUAUCCAGAGCAAGCUAGGAAUUGUUUGCCUUCUGCUGGGCACUAUACAUGCAUUGAUUUUCGCCUGGAAUAAAUGGGUAGAUAUAAAACAAUUUAUAUGGUAUACACCUCCAACUUUUAUGAUCGCUGUUUUCCUUCCAAUUGUUGUCCUGAUUUGUAAAACCAUACUAUUCCUGCCAUGCUUGAGGAAGAAGAUACUAAAGAUUAGACAUGGUUGGGAAGAUGUCACCAAAAUUAAUAAAACCAAGAUGUCUUCCCAGUUGUAGAACUACUGUUUACAAACAUUUUUGUUUGAUACUGAUGUAUUUUACCAUAAACAUUUCAAAUUUGUAUUUGUUUAAUAAAAUGACCACUUGAGGGUCUUCAUGUAUCUCUUUGGUUAGGAGUCAUGAGUUUGAAAUAUGUGUAGUUCUUUGUAGUUUGAUUCAAAGCAAUAAAUAAAAUAAUCUUCAGCACA
Molecule: messenger RNA, 1547 nt
Organism: Felis catus (domestic cat)
Lineage: Eukaryota; Metazoa; Chordata; Mammalia; Carnivora; Felidae
Gene: STEAP1
Product: STEAP family member 1
Exons: 5
Coding region: 181-1356 (391 amino acids)
Cellular component (GO): endosome; plasma membrane
Source: RefSeq, a predicted model, not a curated record